Molecule: messenger RNA, 6336 nt
Organism: Chinchilla lanigera (long-tailed chinchilla)
Lineage: Eukaryota; Metazoa; Chordata; Mammalia; Rodentia; Chinchillidae
Gene: Rnf182
Product: ring finger protein 182
Exons: 2
Coding region: 311-1057 (248 amino acids)
Source: RefSeq, a predicted model, not a curated record
GUGUGCAUAACUGUGGUUUUCAAGACUGGUGUUGGAACAAAAGCUUUGAAAUUGAAUAGUCAAACAAUAGAGACAUGUACGUGGCAGAUUUCUUUACACUGAGAAGACCCUUCAUGUGGCCUUUAAAAGAUGCAUUUGAGACAGUUAUGAGCAGAAACUGAAAAUGCCUGGACAGUUUCUGGCUCUUCUCACCACUCUUCCAGCCUUUGCCCCUCCCUGCCAGACCCAGAUGAUGUGAUCCUCAGAGGCACACCCUAAUCGCAGUGGUUCCUCGGUCAGAGACAUCUGCACAAGAUUGUUUCUGUUACUCAUGAUGGCCAGUCAGCUGCCUGAGGACCCUGCCGAGGCGCAGGUCUCCGACGAGCUCGAGUGCAAGAUUUGUUAUAACCGGUACAACCUAAAGCAGAGGAAACCCAAAGUGCUGGAGUGUUGCCACAGGGUCUGUGCCAAAUGCCUCUACAAGAUCAUAGACUUUGGGGACUCCCCGCAGGGUGUCAUCGUCUGCCCUUUCUGCAGGUUUGAGACGUGCCUGCCGGAUGAUGAAGUUGGUAGCCUGCCCGAUGACAACAACAUCCUGGUAAACUUGACUUGUGGAGGCAAAGGGAAGAAGUGCCUGCCGGAGAACCCCACCGAGCUGCUGCUGACCCCCAAGAGGCUGGCGUCUCUCGUCAGCCCUUCCCACACGUCUUCCAACUGCCUGGUCAUAACCAUCAUGGAGGUGCAGCGAGAGAGCUCCACGUCUCUGAGCUCCACCCCUGUGGUUGAAUUUUACAGGCCUGCAAGUUUCGACUCCGUCACCACGGUGCCCCACAGCUGGACUGUGUGGAACUGCACGUCCCUGCUGUUUCAGACCUCCAUCCGGGUGUUAGUGUGGCUGCUGGGGUUGCUGUACUUCAGCUCCUUACCCUUGGGGAUCUACUUACUAGUGUCUAAGAAGGUCACCCUCGGGGUUGUCUUUGUCAGCCUGGUCCCUUCGAGCCUUGUCAUCCUCAUGGUGUAUGGUUUUUGCCAAUGCGUUUGUCACGAAUUUCUGGACUGUAUGGCACUUCCUUCUUAAUCAAUAUGCAAAUAUGGAACUUGACACAUAUAGCCAGGUUUGAAAUUAGGUGAUUUAUAAUUUAUAUAAUUGAUUUUCUUUUGUGUUCGUUAUGAUUAGUGUCCAUGGCAUCAAGGAAGGCCUUGGCCGUAUGUUUCUGGUCCCGGUGUUGGCUUGCUGGGUAAAAAUGUGUUGUACUUAGGAGGUGCAGAAGCAGAGCUGUGUGAGUUCAGUCUUCACGGGGCUCUGACAGCCAUGAGACUUCCUUGAGCAGGGGCAGGAAUUCCCGCUGCCCCUCCACGCGGCCCCAGAGUACGGUGUACUGUGCUGGAGCAGAGGUCUUUGUGGAGAUUAGGGUCAGGCUGAUUCCUCCUUUCACAGUCAGAGUCUACGUGGGGGGCGAACACCGCAGGGCAGUCACUGCACAACCUGAGUUUGCAGUCUGUGUCCCCCUACUCCGGUGUUGGAGCCCCAGUCUUCUUAAGGUGCUUUCUCGCUUAAGGCAAUGUCACUCUGAGGUCUGCCACUCAUGGAGAUGCCUGCUCCUCUGUGUGUUCUCCCCUGCCAAGGGGACACUAGGCCUGUACCCUUGGGUAGUCUCACUGAAUACUUGUUUUGCCACAUUAUGAAAGAGUACAGAAGACUUUGAGGAAUUUGCAUCAAAGUAGGCUUCAUGGCGGAAUAAGGCCAUUUGUCUUCCUUCCAUGUUUAUUUCCCUCUCUCCUUGGGCUUCUGUGUAAAGAACCGAAGAGAAUAAACUUCUUGUAAAGCACUUACUGUUCAAAGGAACUUCCAUUUAAGUCUUUCCUUAGAACAUCUUAGUUUAGCUUUGUUUUUAACUAACUUGCUCAGAUAGCCCUACCCCUUAGCCCAACCAAGGUUCCACUGAAAUUCGCUGCCAUCAAUUCCUAGUUUAGAAUAUUUUACACUUGAUCUUAGCCAAAAGGCUGAGAAGUGAUCCUAGUUUAAAAUAUUUUAUUAGGAUUUAUUUAACUUAAUCCUAUAACAGCUGGGGGUGGAUUGUGGCAGUGGAAACCCAGAAACAAUUAGCAAGAUGCUGUAGCUGAUGCUUUGAAGUUCUGAGAACCUAAGUGUUGGCUGUGCUUUGUUGAGUUAUGUGCAGCGCUGCGUGCUAUAGAAAGAAGUCCAGGCAUAGCAAUGGCCGGGGACAUGUGAAACUGGCGCUCCGCUUGAAAGGGCUCUUCAACGUGAAAAGUGGAGGUCGCAGAGUACAACUUACGCAUAUUGUUACCCUUGCUGUAGUUAAGUCAGUUUGGGAAUAGAUUGAAGUCCUUAAGUUUAUUUCAUGUAGAAGCCUAAGCUAUGUGACUUGAGCUAAUGGACUUCUUUUGGGGAUGUAGGGGCAGUUGACUGUAUAUAUUUACGAGAAGAAAUUGUCUAGCAGAUUUUAGUUUUGGGAGAAUAGAAUGUUGACAGAAACUAGGGGAGAAAAGCUUUUUAGUCUCUAAAACCCAUUACUAAUGAUGAACAUUAAAAUAUUUGUAGCUCUUAGCAAAGGGCAUCACUAAGGGUGCUUGUUUGUAAUAAAGUAUUUGUUGCGUGAAAUAGUUACAGUGGGCCAAUUCCUAUCUCUGUAUGGAGGAGAAAUUGAUACUUAUCUCGAAUAGCAGUUUGAUUUUAUUUGCAUAACUAUUAACUUUGAGAACAUGUAUGCCGUGGUAAGUACAAGGAGAAAGUUUAUGUGGGACAUGGUCCAAUAAAUUUAAGCCCCAAGAUAUAACUAACCAUGUUUAUGAGUCCAUAAAUCUAGUUUUGCUAGCAUUGUGAAUGCAAUUUCCAGAAAUCCAUUUGUACUUUGAGUAAAUAUAAUGUUUAGGAGAUGUUUUGUGGUUUGGAUUUAUAUAUUUAUAAAGUUUUUUUUUGAAGUCUCAUUUUGUCUGAAAUGUAACACUGAGUAAAUUGGUGAACUAUAUGAUGGGCUUUCCAGAAAACUCUAGAUAUGGUACCAUGUGUUUUACUUAUUUGUAUAAAGUCUGCAGUGCCAGCUGUGUGUAUCCGUGCAUCACAGUGGUCUUUUUCUUUAGUUUCUGGUAAGUUGGCUUGAUUUUAAAGAGUUUUAAGUGUAUGACAACAACAGUAACAAAAAAACCCUCUUCAUGCUAUUGAAUGAAAAAAGGGCAAUGCUUUAAUAUUUUAUUCACUGUGAUAAUGUUCUGUUUGUCUAUUAAAUUUGACUAGAAGUUUGACUUCUCUGUUGUGGCUGAGAAUCAGUUAUUACUCUGGACCCCAGGUUAACUUUGGAUAAUAACUGUAAACAUGAACUUUGAGAAACAUCGAUUAAGCUAAUGAUGCCUUUAUCACACACAUAAAGUUUCAGAACCUUGUGAUAAAGCUUACCUGGCCCAUAGCACUUCCAGAAGGUCUUCAUCUUUUGUUAAAAGUGGGGGACAAACAUUAAGAAGGGGAAAUAAAAUAUUGUCUUUAUAAAUACUUUUCUCCAUUUUCAAUUUAUUUGAUUGGAUUUCCAGGUUUUGCCUAGCUGCUCAACAUAAUAGAUCCCAUUUAUUUGGAGAGUACCUUACUUUCUGUGAUUGGGAAAUUAAACAAAAUUUACCUGGUAUUUUGUUAGGCAAAGUGGAAAUAAUUUGAGAUAUGUAGCAGUUCUGCGCUUCCAACAAUGAAUGAAUUGAUACCGUAUGUUAAAGAAAAACUUUCGUUUACUUCUGAAAUCUGUACAUAAGGACAGAAGCAGGGUAAAGACAGCAGGUGUCUGUCCCUUCGUAACGUCCAUGUGAACCUGGGCUAAACCACAGAGAGGCCGAAGUGAUGAGCACUUGCUGGGUUGUAAACAGGUACGGGGCCUCUGAGGCACCUGGAGGAGAUUUCUCAGUAUCUCACCCGGGUAGACCUGAAGCCAGGGGAGCACUGGUAUUCACAGGCACACGAGGAGCACGAACUUGAAACCAGUUUCAAGUUGGUUUCCUUGAAACCAGUGACAGUCUUGGUCACAGGUAGGAUCCCUAAAAGAGUGUAACUAUUUGCUGUUGCGCUUGAGUUGUGUGUGCUUUCCACAUCUUUUCCCCUUUGUUAGAGGUGUAUUGCUCGUCAGUGCCCGGUAUGAAUUUUCAUCCCUGUAGGUGUACUAUUGGGUCUUUCCUUACAAGUUUUCUUUGGUGUAAAAGAUUUGUUUAAAAAUGUGGAUAACUAAAUGUUGAAAUUUAAAUAAAUGCCUUGUGAGUCCUGGAGGUGACAUUGAUUCAGCCCAUUUGCUUGUGUCAUUUAAAUCUGUGGUAUAAUCUGAAUCCAACUACAUUCAGUGUACAUGGGUUUAUGGUUCUGACUUCAAGGUGCUUUAAGUGUAGGGAAAAAAAGAAAUCCGAAAUUAAAUCAUGUCCUGAAUAUGGUGUAUACUAAGUUACGGUAUGUGCUAAUGUAUUUUUAAAAGUAGUUGAAGCUUGAUUUAAUUAAAACAUUCAAUUAAUUGAAACAAUUACUCUACAUGCAUUUUAAUUAAUCAGGAGUUUAUUAGAUUUGCAAACCAUUAACCUUUUAAAUUGAGAUUGUUAGAAUUUCAUGAGAAAAAAAUGUGCUCGAUACGAGUUGUGUUACAUCUUGGUUUUCCCACAAAGUAUGAAGAAAGUAGGUUUCCUUGUAUGUUCAUGUCUGUUUACCUGAGAUAAGGGGUCUGUCCUGAAGUUUUAGCUUAGGGAGUUAUUGCUUUGCGAUAGAAGCUGGGGGUGAAGAAGGAGAGAAAUGCUGAGAGGGAGAGAGAAGAGAGGCCAAGGCUGAGGUCUGAAGGCUGGAACUUUGAGUGCUCAGUAGAGGAGCUGGACAAUGUGUGGGCACGGGAGCCAAGAUAAGGGAGGUGGAGUUAGGAUAACUAGAUGCACACAGAUCUCAGAUUGGUUCAUGAAAAAGGAUUCUGAAAGCUUGUUUCAUGAAACUUUUCAACCAUAGGGAAUAGGCCGGAGAAGAGUGCAGUUAUCACCCAUUGACUUAUCACUGAGAGUCAACAGUUAACCUUUCGUGCUAUUUGUUGUUUCUCAUAAGUAAAUGUAUGCUUAGUAAUUCUAAACUUAGCAUUUUCUCCCUAAUUCUCACCCAAUUUAGUAAUGCCAAUCAAGAAUGAUCUGUUUCUGAAUAGAUAUAUUCUGGAUUAAGCUCAGAUGAUUCUGCGAGCUGGCUUAAUGUUAAAUUCCUUCUCAUAGUUUAAAAUAUGUUAAGCUUUUUAUUGUUCCACAUCCCCAGUCAAGAAAACUCAUCUCCUAACAGAGUUUUAAAUGAAUUUUAAUUAUUUUAGCAACCCCUUUAGCUCUGAAAUGUUAUUUUUAAUGCCAAACAACAUCAUUAGUCAAUAAGUGAACAUCUGGUUUUGAUAUGUGUUAAGCCAAGACCUCCCACACUCUUCCUUUUACCCCCAUGUCCUCUGAUUUCUGUAAUGCCAUUUAUGGAAGAAUCUAGUGCACCCACUGCUACCAUCACCCACACCUCCCCCGCCACACGUGCACAUGCACAAUUGCAAACACGCACAGACGUGAAGAUGCACAAAUGUGCAUCUUCACAUUUUAGGAAACAGACCCAUGAAAGAGAACCAAAUUAGUGUUGCACCACGUGGUAAUUAUCCAUUUAAAUACUAUUUAAAACUAUGUUUGUGACCGUGAACAGUUAAACUACCUUUAUGACUUCACAUACAUUGGUGGCUUCGGCCGCUUGUCUUCCAGGUACUUAUUUCCUCUCUGAGGGUAGUUACUCUAAUUGAGCGAAAGAGAUUUUCCUAACUAAAUUAUGGACUGGUUGUUGACACUGCUUCUGUUUCGUGUGAUAUUUCCCCUCAGUAUUCCAACUAGAACUGUAUAUUGCCAUGGUUAAAUUUAUCAUCAUUACAAAUUUUAUUUUUGGUUAGAAUGUUUAAAAUUAUAACAUUGUUUCCAGCCUAUAAUUUCACCUACACUAAUCACCAGCAAAAAGGGAGCAAAUAACAUAGCCUAAUUUUUGUGGGCUUUUUCUGUUGCUGGAGAGGAGGACAGAGUGAAGUGGUCCUGGGAGACCAGAGAAUGCUACAUUCUGUUCUUGGAGCUGGGGAAGAAAAUUGCACUGCUGAUUACUUAACCCUGUUCCCUACUUAAGGCUUUAUAUACCAAAUGGGAACCCUGCCAGAUUUUUUGAUACAAAACUUACAGACUCAUUAUUUUCACUCAGGUGCUUGGCUACCUAUUAUGCAUAAGAUACAGAUAUUCUGACUUUUAACAUGAUAAUCAUGAAUGUCACACCUCCUUGGAAACAUAUGAAGAAAAUUGUGACCUUUAAAAGGAUCUCAUUAAAGCAAUUGUUCCCAAAUA